This is a messenger RNA of Melampsora larici-populina 98AG31, 444 nucleotides long. RefSeq lists its product as uncharacterized. NCBI's taxonomy places the organism in Eukaryota, Fungi, Basidiomycota, Pucciniomycetes, Pucciniales, Melampsoraceae. The transcript has a single exon. The coding region runs from base 1 to 444 and encodes 147 amino acids. The record is from RefSeq and is a predicted model, not a curated record.
AUGAACUUACUCACAUCAAGAUCUACGCCAAUGCAUAUCAAGAUGAGAGUGACUAAUCGUGUUCGUAAAUUUUUCUCGUCAACUCAUUUCAACAUACAAGUUCAACCCAAAGAAGUCAGUGAUGGCUCUGAUCGUCCAGUCUCACCAAUCUCUAUAGCUACAGUCAAAUCACCCCAAGAAGAUGAAGUCCUCCCUUCAAGUUCAGAAGAGCUUUCAACUGAAAUCACGACCUCUGACAAGGAAAUCCUUUCAACUGAGAUCACGACUUCUGACAAGGAAACUCAAGAACCUGAAGUGAUUGGGAGUUUUUCUAAAUUACUUGAACUACAUGGGAAGACAUUACUCGAAGCUCAAUCAUCACCUAUUGAUCUUUAUCCAUCAAAAAGAGCUAACCUACCUAAAUUUUCUGAGCUUGUCUGGUUUAAAACAUUUAACUUCAUUUGA